CCUCGCAUAAAUCUUCCUUUCUUUGUUCUUUUUUCGUUUGCUUAAUAACGCACUAUGGCACGUUCAUUAGUAUCAUCAAAGAAAGGUGUUUUAUAUUGGGCUGUUCCGCUGACUGUUUUAGCAGCAGGCACUGCAUAUGGCCUCCGCCAGUUCCGAUAUCGUGCAUCACAGCAUCCCAUCCAGUUUGUAUCGUCCGGAGAAAGCAAAGAAGAUGCUGAAAAAUUAGAGCAUGUUCGCAAGGACUGGAGAGAGCGCAAUGGGGGCAUUGGAUUAAAAGACGUGAGUCGCAGCGGCGGAGGCGUGUGAUCGGAUGAUGUAUGCCUUUUUUUCAAGUCGCACGAACUCCACUUUUUACAGACGUUUGAUAUUGGCUGCUGCAGAGAUAAGAAAUAACGACCCGCCUUUUUUUUGUCUGUUCAAUAUCCAUCCAAGCAGGAAGUAGCAGUUGCUUAUAAAAAGCCCUUCUCGGAUGAAAUUAUACAAUGAAAUUUUCACGGAGAUUUUAUAUUAUCAUAGCAGACAAUUUGUUGACGCGUUCCCCCCCUUUCUUCCACUGCUUACGCAUUACGUUUUUGUAUUACAUUUUUGCAUAAAAUCAAUUGACAAAUACUCUUUCUCAC
Messenger RNA from Zychaea mexicana, 620 nucleotides. RefSeq lists its product as uncharacterized. NCBI's taxonomy places the organism in Eukaryota, Fungi, Mucoromycota, Mucoromycetes, Mucorales, Lichtheimiaceae. The coding region runs from base 55 to 306 and encodes 83 amino acids. The transcript is spliced from 3 exons. The record is from RefSeq and is a predicted model, not a curated record.